Molecule: messenger RNA, 1960 nt
Organism: Aureobasidium pullulans EXF-150
Lineage: Eukaryota; Fungi; Ascomycota; Dothideomycetes; Dothideales; Saccotheciaceae
Product: kinase-like protein
Exons: 1
Coding region: 337-1707 (456 amino acids)
Biological process (GO): protein phosphorylation
Cellular component (GO): cytoplasm
Molecular function (GO): ATP binding; protein serine/threonine kinase activity
Source: RefSeq, a predicted model, not a curated record
CUACGGUAGUGCUUUUACUUUUCUUUAUAUCCUGGUUUUUCCCUUGCUAUCGGAAGGAGAUUUUUCUUUCCUUUUUCUCGUUGCUCGUGUUUUUGCAGUCACACCCUCUUUUUACGGUUCAAGCCUCUUGGAAACGCUUGUCUCCGUUUGUACGGGUGUCGAGAUCGCGUCGAAGGAUUUUUAUGUUUCAGUAUCUCUGACGCGCUGCUUCAAGACACCGGGGGACCCUCACAACUCGCCCGAGUCAGCCAGCCCACACACCCAUCAUCUUCCGGACAUACCCAUGCCGUCAUAGGUUUUUGCUGGUCACUUUUCCUCUCUGAUAUAUAUGAGGCCAUGGCGAUAAGAAUGCUUUCGACAAAUUCUGCUACGGAUGCAAGAGGUUCAUUUGUCACCCAUACAAAUUUUGCUGCUUCACAUUUACAUUCCACACGUACUGGCCAGAACGAGCAAUAUACAUCCAGACCAAUCUUUAGCAGGGCUAGGACAGCACCCAACGAGUUACUCCGCGAGAUGCAAGGACUUCAGAUUAGGACGCCAGUGAAUGCCGGAAACUACAAGAUGACAACGACAAAUCAAUCAUCGAAAAAUGAUGUGAAUGAUCAAGAAAUGCUUACUCCUCCUUCUACACCCGCGCAAGCGAAGCUUGAAGAGCAAUUUCCUUCGAGGCGGUCACUGGAUGCUUCGCACGUACCCGAGCUCAACUUCUCACCUGAUCUUUCACGGGCAGAGUUGUUGGGUGAAGGUGUUUGGAGUAAAGUGUAUCGCAUUUCUGCUACACCUUUAUCACAACCUCAGGUGGGACGUCCUCUUACCCCACCAUCUACACCGCAUAAAUCCUUCUUCGGACCACCUCAACACUAUGCCAUCAAAACGGCAACACGUUCGGAUGCUGCUGCAGUCUUCCAAGCAGAGGCCAAUAUACUCACGCAUAUCCAAUCCUACGACUCGAGUGCCGACUACGUGGUUCCUUUCCUCGGCCUCUGCACUUCCACUCCAACACCUUCCCUCCUCUUCCACUGCGCAGAUGCCGGAACCCUGGAAUCUCUAACCGAGUCCUCGACCUCGCUCUCACCACCAGAAGUCCUGGAUCUAUUCCUCCACGUCAUGCCUCAACUAACACACGCCCUUUCCUUCCUCCACACCACAACAAACACAAUCCACGCGGAUAUAAAACCAGCGAAUAUACUUUUAAACUCGACCAUUUCUGGCCGACCCCUCGCCCGCCUUGCAGAUUUCAGCACCGCUUUCGUUGCGUCUGCACAACCAUCACAACACUCAGGAGGCGGCACAUGGUCCUUCAUGGCACCCGAACAACUCUCCCUCAACCCUUGUCUCUCCACCCCUUCUUUUUCCUCUGAUGUCUACUCCCUAGGGAUUUCCCUGCUGUCUUUCCUCUGUGGUGGAAACCCGUUUUCCUCUCUUCUGUCCAAUAACUUCAGACUCCGUGAAGCGGUGAAGAUGGGCGAUGCGAUUAGUUGGGGUAUGCAAGAACCCGCAUUUGAGCAAAGGAUUGGGGCGUUGCAGAAGGAAUGGGAAGGCAGAGGUGGAGAAGGUAAUCUUUUGAAACUUGUGGCUGGGGCGGUGAGGAAGAAGAGGGAGGAUAGGUGGGAUGCUGGGGAGUGGUGUAGGAGGGUUGAUGAGGCGUUGGUGAAGGUGAAGAGGGAGAAGGAGGAUGAGAUUGUGGGGUUGGGGAUUAGAUGCUAGAUAAUGCAUCGGGACCCGUUCAAGAUACUAUGGGUUUCUGUGGUUUGGGGGGACUGAUGUGUUGGAUGCAUCGAUUGGCGUUUCUUUUGGGACUUUGGUUUUUGACAUUUCCUUUCUUUUUCAUUGCAGGCACGAUACCCUCGCUACACAUCUUACAGGAAGAUUCAAAAGGUUAUAUACGGCGAUAUACCUAGGGAUACAUGGGACAGAGACAGAACCAUACAGAGAUUAUUCAUUUCGUAUCAUUCAUCAC